AUGGAGGCGGGGAUUAGGAGUCGGCUACAACACAAGGGAUGCGGAAAGUGGUGGGAGAGAGAUGAUUAUUCCAUUCAUAUAAUUCCAAUCAAGUCCUCCUUUUCUUUCUUUUUAUCCAAUAUUGGAUUGCAGUCAGCUGUGGAAGAAAGAAGCACUUUGAUUGGUUCAAGGCCAAGACAGAGGGUUGAAUCCAAAGAUAUGUUGGAAGAUCGGCCUAGUUUGGUUUCAAGGGACUAUCUAAUUAGAACCUGUGAGCAAGAAAGCAACUGGCCUUGCAUGAGUUAUAGAGUGGAAAAAAUUGAUGUUCAUUGUGGCAAGCGACCAUUAGAAAGCAAUGGAGAGGAAGAAGGUGCUAGAAAGACAUCUACUCGCUCCAGCGAUCAUUUGGAUACAGCUCUAUCAAUUGGUGGGAUUCUAAUGCUAACUUCUAACCAAUCUGGUAAUCAGCGGCAUGCAGGGGAUAAUUCUGAUACCAGUUCCCUAAUUCCUGCUAUUGGUCACGACAACUCUGUUAAUUGUCUCAGUCGGUGCUCGAGAUCUGAUUACGGUGAUUAUGCAUCUUUGAAUCGAAGCUUUCGCUCGCUUAUUAGAAGUGCUGAGCUAUAUAAAACUAGGCGUAAAAAUGGUGUGGUUGAGCACUGGGUUUAUUUUUCUUGCCAGCCGCUUGAAUGGGAAGCCUUUGACCUGAGUCGUCGUCGUUGGAUGCGUAUACCAAGAAUGGAUCCCAAUGAAUGUUUUGGUUUUUCUGAUAAGGAAUCUUUGGCUGUCGGCACCGAGCUUCUUGUUUUUGGGAGGGAUCUUAUGUCUCAUAUCAUUUAUCAAUACAGUUUGUUAACAAACUCUUGGUCAUCUGGCAUGAGCAUGAUUGCACCUAGGUGUUUGUUUGGUUCCGCCAGCCUUGGUGAGAUCGCAAUAUUAGCUGGUGGUUGCGAUGCACGUGGUAAUAUCUUCAGUUCUGCAGAGCUCUACGAUUCCGAAAUGGGAACUUGGAAGACACUCCGAAGUAUGAAUAAACCAAGGAAGAUGUGUUCAGCAGUAUUCAUGGACGGGAAAUUUUAUGUAAUCGGAGGAGUUGGAGGAAAUGAUUCAAGAGUUCUUACAUGUGGAGAGGAAUAUAAUUUGGACACCGAAACAUGGACUGAAAUUCCCAACAUGUCCCCUGUGCAACCUGGUGCAGCAGGGGAAUUUGAUGCACAGGCUACAUCUGUAGCACCACCUUUGAUUGCAGUUGUAAAUAAUGAAUUGUAUGCGGCUGAUUGUGCUGACAUGGAGGUGAGAAAAUAUAACAAGGAGAAUAGAGUGUGGGUUACCAUAGGGAGAUUGCCAGAACGAGCAGCUUCUAUGAACGGUUGGGGUUUGGCAUUUAGGGCAUGUGGAGAUAGGCUUAUUGUAAUUGGGGGACCUCAGACAGUUGGUGGAGGAUAUAUUGAAGUAAAUUCAUGGGUUCCAAGCGAAGGUCUGCCACAAUGGGAUUUGCUUGGCCGAAAGCAAUCUGGUAGUUUUGUUUAUAACUGCGCGGUGAUGGGAUGCUGA
Fraxinus pennsylvanica is the source of this 1533-nucleotide messenger RNA. The record is from the annotation of a GenBank genome assembly. NCBI's taxonomy places the organism in Eukaryota, Viridiplantae, Streptophyta, Magnoliopsida, Lamiales, Oleaceae.